Molecule: messenger RNA, 678 nt
Organism: Lindgomyces ingoldianus
Lineage: Eukaryota; Fungi; Ascomycota; Dothideomycetes; Pleosporales; Lindgomycetaceae
Exons: 9
Coding region: 1-678 (225 amino acids)
Source: RefSeq, a predicted model, not a curated record
AUGCCCGCCCAUGCUGUGUGGAAAUGGCGUGAUAUUGAUCAAGAAAUGACGCAGAGAACGAUACUGAGAUGGAUUUUGGCGUCAAUAAAGUUGUACUUGAAGAUGGGAGGUCAGGAGAACGUCAUCGCUCUGUGGCGAAAUCCAUAUAAUCAAUCCCAUAUGCUGCACUCUUUUCACUCAUUUUCCAUGGGCAGUGGUUGCAUCUUAGUGACCGAAUCCGCGAUUCUUCUUGCGUUUUCCUCUGGAUUUGGAAAUUGGCAGGUGUUUUUGAAUGUGCACCCAAUGGUGUACGUCGGGUUGAAGCGGUUUUUCCACCUAUGGGCGCGAUUGAGUCCACGCAACUCGGGGAACAUGCGAUCUUCCAUCUCAAUAAUUCCUGGAAUUCCUACAACCGACUUCUGGGAAAUUUUGCUUGAAGAACUCAGUGCGUGCAAUGACCAGUCGAAGGCUGACAUCUUGGGAUUAUAUAUCAAUGACCUCAAUCAACCCUUUGCUCCCCCUCGAUACAAGGCUCAAUUUCACUUGCAUAUGAGGUUCUCGGCGGAAAAUGAUGCUAAAGGUAUGCAAGUCACGACUGUGCGUGAUCCACCCAGCACUCAUGCGGCAACUCGGGCCGAUAGAUAUACAGUGAAGACGAAUGCCCAAGAACAGAUUGAUGGAUGUGAUGGCGUAAGGUGA